Poecilia reticulata (guppy) is the source of this 1794-nucleotide messenger RNA. Lineage: Eukaryota; Metazoa; Chordata; Actinopteri; Cyprinodontiformes; Poeciliidae. The record is from RefSeq and is a predicted model, not a curated record.
CGCCGGGACGCCGAGAAUCUCCUCUGUCGCGCAAGCAGAGAAGCCUACAAUAUAAAAUAAAAAAAUAAGUCGACCCGUUUUAAACUUGUUUUAAAUUGUUAGGCGAGCUUAGCUCUGAGGGAAAAGCAGGGAGAAAGAGAGGGAGAGCGGAGGCAAGAGUGAAAGGAGAGAGCGAGAGAGUGCGCGUGGAUUGUUUCCUCUUCUUCCUUCUCCCUCUCUGUGUGUUUUGAUGUUAUUUGUGACGGAAUCCCCCCUUCAGUCUCUAAGAAUCCGGAGAGAGGCGCAAGAAGAAGGAGGAGGAAACGGAGGAGGACAGGAGAGGAGAGGAGGUGGAGGAGGAGGCGCGCGCGGACCUGUCCACGAGCCCUCUCACUGCGGAACGCGCGGGGCUGCCGCUGGAGAUCCCCCCAAAAACAAGCGCUGUUCUGAGGUCUGACUGACAGCCGCGCGUCAAACGGCUUCGGCUAAAUGGACCGGUUCUGACGCCUCAGCGGGAGAGGAAAGGCUUUCACUACCUUACCGGAGGAGGAGGGUGAGAGAGGUGGCGGCAGCGGCGGAGGGGGGUUGGGGGGUGGCUGGUCUUCAGAACCAGACAGGUGGAUUUAGCAGUUUUAUGGUGCCUUCUGGACGGAGAAGAAAUGGAUGGAUUAAUCUGACGAGGGAGACGUGUGUUAUUCCCACCCGAAUGGAGUAACAGGCUGCAAUGUCAUCUCCACCUGGCCGCCUGGAGAGAUGUGUCACGGGAAUGGGACCAAGUUUCAACACUUUUUAUCUGGUUUCACUGAUGCCGUGAGAAGAAACCAAAAUGCCAGCAAACCUACAGGUCUCCGCGGCCGCCUGCGCGGGCCCUCGCACUACGGGAGCACAACCCAGCAGCAACAUUCCACACUCGGACUCCGAAGAAGAAGGUGCAAAACGUCCACAGCCCCGACCCUGCAGCAGCUGCCACGCUUCUUUGUGACACAGACGGGUAUGAUGGGUGUAGUGGGCUGGACCUUGGUCCUACUCUUCUCAGUCACAAUGCCCGUGGCAUCUCAAAAGCCUCCAAAACUCAAGGUGGGUGUGAUUCUAGGCCAGACACGCCCAGUAGCUGACCAGAACCUCAAGCCUCCUCAACGCCCUGAUGAUCCACUUGAAACCUCUGUGUUCAUCCUGAAGAUCAACCAGACAGACCCAAAGUCUGUAAUCAUAGAGGUUUGUGGGCUUGUGUCUCGCGAAGGUCUCCAUGGCCUUGUGUUUGCUGAUGGCACCGAUCAGGAGGCCAUCGCCCAGAUCCUAGACUUCCUGUCUGUUCAGACACAGCUUCCAGUUUUGGGUGUUCAUGGAGGCUCCUCUAUGAUAAUGGCUGAUAAGGAUGAGAAGUCCACUUUCUUCCAGUUUGGCGCAGCCUUGCAGCAGGAGGCUCUUCUCAUGCUUGCAAUCAUGGAGGAGUAUGACUGGCAUGUUUUUUCUAUAGUAACAUCCAAGUUCCCCGGCUAUCAGGACUUCAUCAGCACUCUGAAAGUGACUGUGGAUCACAGCUUUGUGCGCUGGGACCUGCAGAGUGUUGUGACACUAGAUGCUGUAGAUGGUGACCCCAACUCAAAAUCACACAUUGCCCUCAAGAGGAUACAGAGCCCUGUUAUACUGCUGUACUGCUCCAAGGAUGAGGCAGUAUAUAUCCUGGAGGAAGCUCGGUCGUUGGGUCUAAUAGGAGCCGGUUACAUCUGGAUUGUGUCAAGCCUCACCACUGGAAAUCCAGACUUUACCCCUGAGGUAGUGGAGCUCACGAUGUUGUAAACAGGUGGCCACUUU